AUGGCUUGCUCACACUUUUGGGCGGGCCCCGUCGAACGCGUGCGCGGUGGCUGGCUAUCGCUUAUCGGAGGAGGCAUCGGGAUCACGUCAUUCCUGCCAUGGGUAGCCAACUACUGGAGUGUCAAGAAGACGCUCAAGUGUUUGGUUAAGACGAUGGACGGGGCUUCUGAGGUGUAUUGCCGAAAGGACGUGAGUGUAGAGCAUAGGCUUGACUUUGGCGAGCUCCUGGUCGAGGAACACUGCUCUGUGCUCGAGCUAGAGAUGGAUGCAUACUCGUGGUGA
Molecule: messenger RNA, 282 nt
Organism: Phialemonium atrogriseum
Lineage: Eukaryota; Fungi; Ascomycota; Sordariomycetes; Cephalothecales; Cephalothecaceae
Exons: 1
Coding region: 1-282 (93 amino acids)
Source: RefSeq, a predicted model, not a curated record